AUGUCGCAACUAUGUAGUCUAGCAAAAUGUAAUCGAACAUCGCGUGGUCUGUGCGAUUGUUGCAAACAAAAUCUGUGUCUUCAACACCUAACUGAGCACAACGCUUCACUCCUCUCACAAAUAAGUCCGUUAACGGAUACGAUCAACGCACUAGGUGAACGUCUUCAAACCUUGUAUACUGAAGGCAUCACUGCGAAUUGUUACCUAAAACUUGAAUAUUGGCGUGUGGAAUGCCAUCAGAAAAUUGAUCGUUUCUUCGAACAGCAAUGUCAACAAGUCAAUGAUCUCAUCGAUACGAAAGUUCGAUUACAAAAAGAAGAGAUUGAUCGUGUACGUACGAAAGUUGUCGAGAUCGUUCGUGAACAAGAAAUUACCCAAAAAGACCUCGAUUCAUUAGUGUCAACUGUACGUUCUUUAGAAGCAACAAUAAACAAGAUUGAACAAACAACGCUGCAAAUAAAUUUUCGUGGAUUCGAAUUGGAUGAUGAAUGUGUCACUAUCAGUGAGAAAAACUCGUCUGAAAUUGAUAUUUCCAAGGUUUUCAAUAACUGUAAGACGUUUAACUCUGCUAAUGGUAGCUACAGUGUGUUAGCUUGCAAUGAACAGUAUUUGCUGAUACACACUAAUCCAAAUUUAUGUUUAGUAAAUCGUGAUAUGAAAGUAGUCAAACAAAUUCUGUGGACUCAUGAUAAAAUUUACGAUAUGUGUUGGUCAGCAACAUUAGACAAGUUUAUUUUGAUCGAAAAAUACAACAUUUACAUUGUUGACAAAGAUAUAUCAUCGAUGGAAGUUGGCCAAAUGAUCGAGAAAUAUAAAUGGCUAUCAUGCACAUGCUCUGACACCUGUCUAUUUUUGCUAGUCGAUACGAGUCCUCCUUGGAUCGGAUGUUAUAGCAUUUCAUCUUCGAUGGAGCUGAUCCAAAAAUGGCAAGUGUUUGAAAAAUCAUCAACUGAUAUUGUUGAUGAUAUUGUGUACAGACACGGAAUGCUUGCCAUGACGGUGCAGAAUACACAAAAAACAGAUGUACGAAUAGAAUUACGAUCUGUUGAAACACUGACUUGUGUUUGGUCACUUACACUUGAUAUGUUUUCAAUCAACGAAAGUAUUUUUCGUUGCUGUGCAAUCACAUGUAACGAGUGGAUAGUAGUCGAUUACAAGAAUAAUCGUCUGAUACAUGUCACUGCUAAUGGGGAAAUCAAAAAUACGAUCGCUUAUCACUCGACACCACGCCGUGCCAUUCUGUUUGAACCGAAUCUAUUGGUUGUUAUAACUAGGAAAGGAACCCAGUUUCAUCAGCUGUAG
Adineta ricciae is the source of this 1302-nucleotide messenger RNA. The record is from the annotation of a GenBank genome assembly. NCBI's taxonomy places the organism in Eukaryota, Metazoa, Rotifera, Eurotatoria, Adinetida, Adinetidae.